Clupea harengus (Atlantic herring) is the source of this 3611-nucleotide messenger RNA. RefSeq names its product troponin I, fast skeletal muscle. The record is from RefSeq and is a predicted model, not a curated record. Lineage: Eukaryota; Metazoa; Chordata; Actinopteri; Clupeiformes; Clupeidae. Bases 2955 to 3518 code for a protein of 187 amino acids. Gene Ontology annotation, biological process: skeletal muscle contraction; cardiac muscle contraction. The transcript has 5 exons. Gene Ontology annotation, cellular component: troponin complex.
GUGGCAGGUCAUGUUAAACUGGUGUUCUCUGUGGAAUAUUUCCACUGAGCGACCAUAACUAAACAUUGUGGCACUCAGGUGAAACCGGGACCAGACAAGCAGCACCUUGUCAUACUUGAAUCAGACUGGGAUCAAUCAACAGGGAUCAAUCAACUGGGAUCUGACAGGCAGCACCUUGUCAUACUUGAAUCAGACUGGGAUCAAUCAACUGGGAUCUGACAGGCAGCACCUUGUCAUACUUGAAUCAGACUGGGAUCAAUCAACUGGGAUCUGACAGGCAGCACCUUGUCAUACUUGAAUCAGACUGGGAUCAAUCAACUGGGAUCUGACAGGCAGCACCUUGUCAUACUUGAAUCAGACUGGGAUCAAUCAGACUGGGAUCAAUCAACUGGGAUCAAUCAACUGGGAUCAAUCAACUGGGAUCAAUCAACUGGGAUCAAUCAACAGGGAUCAAUCAACUGGGAUCUGACAGGCAUGGUGCAGCAAGAUGAAGAGAAAGGUGGCAGUCACAGCACCCCUACUAUUCUGUCACUUGGUUAUUCCACUGAGUCCAGCACAAAACAUGUGCUUUGGUCAUCUUCCCAUAUCGCUCUUCUGUUUACUUAGCAAUGUUGACCAUGUAUAUGUAGAAAUGUGUUUCUAUAUUCGACCUUAUUUCCAUUACGCUCCAAACCACAAAUGCACUCAGGUUCUUCUUCCUUUCAUCAAGUUGUCAACAAAAGUGUGAAAUCCUAUUUUGCAGUUUUGUACCAAGACUGUCUUGAGCAUUACAACAUCUUCUUCACAUCUGGUUAUGCCAAAUUCUCUUCUAGGGUCUAUUUUAAGCAAAGAAGGUAUUUCUGGAAAGCGGGAAAGAUAGGGGACCAGCACAUCCACCGUUACCAUAAACAGGAGAGGAUUUUACGUGGCGUUGGAGGAUGUCCACCAUAUAUACCAGAUUUGACCUAUACUUGUGUGCCACUUCUUCUCCGUCUUCUUCCCUCCACCUGUCGAGCCUCUCUACCCCAGCCACUUUCUCAUUGGUGAGGGUGAAUGCUUUAUUACCUUGUUUGCUGCAGUGCUGAUUGUUAUGAGCUGUUUAUUCACCUAUGGUGCAUCUGUUUUUUCUCAUAGAGUAUUUGUCAUGUUUGGUGUGCUUUUGACUUCUCAGUCCUUUAGCACAGCAAAUGCUGCCGCUUAUUGGACUGUUGUGAUGGAAUCAAUACAAUCAUCAUACGAACUGAACAAAAUACAAUUAUUUAAUGCAGUUUGAGGAUUAACUAGAUUAAGCAGAUUUUCCUGUUUGGAGAUACUAUAUACUUUAAAUGGAUCGCUGAUGAUAUUUAUAACCUCAUAAUAAAUAAAACGCAUCUGUAAAAGGAUUAUAUUCAAACACAUGGACAAUUCUAUUUGCUCUGCCUUCCAAUUUAGCUGAAAAUAGUAGCUUAAUUUGCAUAUAUUUACUUUUAAAUGUGUGUCAAGUCGAAAGGAAUAAGAAAAAAAUCUUUCCAGCUGAUUCAGAGUGUUAGCAGAGGCAAUGAUUAUUAUAUCACAAAAUAAAUUUGACUGCGUAUUUCUCUCCUGAUGUCUUGCUCUUUGCCUGACUUCUGAGCAGGAGCAUAUACCAGGAUUUGGUUUUCUAAUCAAAUGUUGUGGCUUCAGACCUUUCCAGUAGAGUUUCUAUGUAUAUCCCCAGAUUUCAGAACACAGCCUUCACUGACAAAUAGGUAUAAAUCUAGAUUUUUAUUUUAGACUACGAUAGGUUUAAAUCUGGAUUUUUAUUUUAGACUACGAUAGGUUUAAAUCUGGAUUUUUGCAAUUGUAUGUCUGCUCUAAGACACAAAGCUCUGGAUUUUGACCAUGUUGCUCUACUUUACCCUUCCAGUGGAAAGACUCCUAAGGUUACUAGGAGUAGGUUUCUUACACGCUGAGGUGUCAAUCAGAUCGUCUCCACUCAUGACCGAAGGAUCUCUAAUUAUGGCUCGAGCUUUAACACUGUUAUUUUGCUUCAUAGAUGUUGCAGUUCAUGAAAAAGUUAUUAGUUGUCUAAAAUUGGAAAAGUAUUUUUUUUUUAUCAGAAAGGACAUGCUUUUACAUACUAUGUAGAAGCAAGCUUUCUUUGUGUAAAAGGGCAGUGGUUCUUGGUGAUACUGGGUGUGCCCUAGCGUAUUUAUGUCAGUUAUCGGACAGUGUCAAACAUUGGCCAUUCUGUUAAACAAUCACAAUGCUAAGUUUAAUAAUGGAUUAACAAUCGAUUUGCUCAGUUUAAUAAUGGAUUAACAUGACAACGCAAACGUUUGCCGAUAACACACACGGUCCGAUAAUUAACACCGUUACGAUAGUAUUUUGAUGAGGGAAAACAGCUGUAACUAUGACUUAAAUAAUUUCUGUUUCUGUGUGUUUCUGUUACGGGAGUGAUCGAUCACAAAUUCCAAGAUGGCUGAUAAAAAGAUGACAUCGAGCCGCAGGCACAAUCUGAAGGUAGUAUUGAGAGCGUUUUACAUGAGGACAAGUUUCUGUGUGUAAUUGUUGCAUUACUGUAAUAAAAUCAUGGGGAAACUUUUAGGUGUUCACUUCACUCUUUAGUCCAAAUGACUACAGGGCAUGGUAUACAAGUCAGCUAAUAUCUUAUACAAUUAGGCCAUAACAUAAAAAACAUUUGGUUGCAGUCACUGUAGGGUAAUAUGGAUAUGUCAAUCCGUGACCUAAGAUAAUGCUAUUUUGUACUGCUCUUAAACUUACCAACAAUUAGGGAAAGUCCUAAGAGCUCAGUUCUUAAAAUUCUCCUGUUAGCAAUGCAUAAUAUCAUUUAAACAUUUUGAUGGAUUUAAUGGCAAAAAGCUCCUGAUGACAUCUUUGGUUAUUUCACGAAUAGGUCUCAUGAAUAUGCUUUUAUUUAAUACCUAUAGUUGUAGAAACUUUCAGUGGUAAGAAUAUGAUUCUUUCUGAAACUGGUCUCAGAGCUGCAAAUAAAGAUGUUAUUCAAACAUGAUUUUCAAGGAGAGGCCUUAGUUAACUGUCAGAUUAACAGAUUAUUUCCCCCCCUUUCUCAGAGCCUGAUGCUUCAGAUUGCUGCUACGCGUCUGGAAGAGGAGGAAGCUGCGGCUAUAGCUGCCAAGGAGCAGCACUUAAAUGAGAGCUGCCCUGCUCUCACCUUCCCCAGCUCUGUGGAGGAACUGCAGAAACUGUGCAAAGAGCUACAUGCGAAGAUUGACAAAGUCGAUGAGGACAGAUACGAUGCAGAUGCCAAAGUAACGAAGGGAGCAAAAGAGGUUGAAGAGCUCAAGUUCAAGGUUACAGAAAUGAAGGGUAUGAAGAAGCCAGCUCUGAAGAAAGUGCGCUUGUCCGCUGAUCAGAUGCUUCAGGCUCUGCUGGGCUCCAAGCACAAGGUUCAAAUGGACAUGAGAUCCAACCUGAAGCAGGUGAAGAAGGAGGUCAAGGAGGAGGUUGGAGACGCUGUUGGUGACUGGCGUAAGAAUGUUGAUGACAAGGCUGGCAUGGAUGGCAGGAAGAAGAUGUUUGAGGGAGCUGAGGCCUAAAUUUGCCAGGACUUUUUCUUUUUCCUACGCAGUAUUCAAGAGAUCUUGGACCAUGCUUCUUAGCUUAUGGACUAUGGGGGGGGGGGGGGGGGG